Molecule: messenger RNA, 5047 nt
Organism: Paramormyrops kingsleyae
Lineage: Eukaryota; Metazoa; Chordata; Actinopteri; Osteoglossiformes; Mormyridae
Source: RefSeq, a predicted model, not a curated record
ACAGGCGCCGUGGCCAGUUCCGAGGUGAAGCAGAAGCUCCAAGAGGUGAUCCUGAAGAAGCAGAAGCAGGCCGCUCUGGAGCGGACGAGCUCGAACCCCAUCAGCACCCCCCCUGUGGGAUACCGACGCCUGUUAUCGCGGGCCACGCUCUGCCACAUCCUCCAGCUCCGCCGCUCUCCUUCCGAGCCGAACCUCAAGGUGAAGAACAAACUGAAGAACCACCUGAACACCCGGAAGAGCCCGCUGACCCGUAAGGAGAGUGCCCCGCCCAGCAUCAAGCACCGUGUCCCAGAAACCUUAGACUCCUCCCCCAGCAGCAGCAGCACCCCUGUAUCUGGCUGCAGCUCGCCCAAUGACAGCCUACCCACUGAGAACGGCGCACUGCCCCACGAGAGGCUACUUCUCCCGGAUCGUGAGUCCAUUGCCCACUUCCCAGGGCAGAAUCUUGCCACUCUUCCCACCAUCACACUGGGACUCCCUGCCAGUGCCAAGGUAAGACUAAAAAACCGCCUUCUGUCUCUCUGUGGUCCAGUACCCAGCAUGAGCCAGGUGCCCCUUCAGUUUGCCUCACAGCUGGACCAUCUGAACCCCCUGGGCACCCACAAGCCCCUGGGUCGGACCCGCUCAGAGCCUCUGCCCCAGAGCCCGCGGGCCCUGCACGCCCACCUACUCCAGCAGCACCCCAACAGCCAGUUACUGGAGAGGCUGAAACUGCAGGCACACCUGGGAAAGCAGAUACCCAAACCCAGCGAGAAGCCGCGUCUCAAGCAGAUCCCGUCAGAGGACAUGGACUCGGAGGAGGUGGGGCCAGCUGGGGCCAGGGAGGUGCAGCAGGCCAAGGCGCAGGUGGAGUCUCUGCGGGAGGCGGACACCCUCGGGGGGAUGGAGGUGGCGUCUGCGGCGGAGGGCAAGGAGGAACAGAUCAACCUGCAGCACACGGUCAUGCUGAAUCAGUCGCUGCUUUGGGAGAAGCAGAAGCAGCUGCAGCAGAUGCGGCGGCAGACGGCUCACAUGGAGACGCUGGCGGUGCCCGUGAUGCCCAGCGUCAUCCACCGGCCCCUGUCCCGCACGCAGUCCUCCCCCGCCUCCACCUCGCUGACCGCACCCCUCCCAGCGGCCACCCCCGACACAUCCAGCAAGCCACGCUUCACCACAGGCCUGGUGUACGACUCCCAGAUGCUGAAACACCAGUGUACCUGCGGGGAUAACAGCAGGCAUCCAGAGCACGCUGGGCGGAUCCAGAGCAUAUGGUCCCGGCUGCUGGAGCGAGGGCUCCGGAACCAGUGCGAGAGCAUCCGCGGCAGAAAGGCGACUCUGGAGGAGCUGCAGUCGGUGCACAGCGAGCGCCAUGUCCUGCUGUAUGGCACCAACCCGCUGAACCAGCUCAAGCUGGACAGCCGCAAGCUCAGCGGAAUCCUGUCCCAGAGGAUGUUCGUGGUCCUACCAUGCAGGGGUGUUGGGGUGGAUAACGACACCAUCUGGAAUGAAAUGCACACCUCGACGGCAUCUCGCAUGGCGGCUGGAAGCGUGACUGAGCUGGCCUUCAAGGUGGCCAAGGGAGAGCUGAAGAACGGCUUUGCGGUGGUGCGGCCCCCAGGACACCAUGCUGACCCUUCCAGCCCCAUGCCAGACGUUCACCAUGGCAAUGGUACCCAGGAGGUGUUCUACAGAGACCCCAGUGUGCUCUAUAUCUCACUGCACCGCUAUGAUGAUGGCAACUUUUUCCCUGGCAGCGGGGGGCCGAAUGAGGUGGGCUCUGACGCUGGUGAGGGCUUCAACGUUAAUGUCGCGUGGACAGGAGGCCUGGACCCCCCUAUGGGUGAUGCGGAGUAUCUGGCUGCUUUCAGGACCGUGGUGAUGCCCAUCGCACAGGAGUUCUCACCUGACGUGGUCCUGGUCUCCUCUGGGUUUGAUGCAGCUGAGGGACACCCAGCACCACUGGGGGGCUACAAAGUGUCGGCCAAAUGUUUUGGCUUUUUGACGCAACAGCUGAUGCAGCUGGCUGGGGGCAGGCUGGUGCUGGCACUGGAAGGAGGGCACGACCUCACGGCCAUCUGCGACGCAUCCGAGGCCUGCGUCAGUGCCCUGCUGGGCAUGGAGGUGGAGCCGCUGCCGGAGGACGUGCUGCGGAAACAGCCGUGCCCCAAUGCAGUGCGCUCACUGCAGAAGGUGCUGCAAGUCCACAGUCAGUACUGGCAGUCUGUGAAGCGUGUCGCCCACACUGUGGAGAUGUCCUUCCUGGAUGCCCAGAAACAUGACUGUGAGGAGGUGGACACAGUCAACGCCCUGGCCUGUCUCUCUGUCGGCGUCCUCGCCAAUAAGAGUCUCCCUGAUGAACCCAUGGAACAUGAUGAGGACUCCAUGUAGAGGCUGCUGCCCUUUCUCCUUCGACACGCCCUCCUGUUGGGGCUCCGCCCCGCCCCCUUCUCUGAGCUCUGGUACAGCUGUGCGACUGAAACCUCAGGUGCAUCUGCUCGCAUCACUUUUCUUGGACCUCGCGCCUUAAUGGGAUUGUGAGGUCAGCGGUGGCCAAGGAUUCCAUAAAAUCUUAAGGCAAAACUGAUCAUAACUGCAAAAGAAACUGCUGGGUUUGGGUGGCGGGGGCAUGAGGCUCUGUGAGUUUGAACACUGUCCCUCUAAUCGGAAGGUUGUCGGUCCAAAUCCCAGGGCCACCAGAAUUUAAAUGACACGCAUUUCUUAAGAGUGUAACCCAGUAACAGGCCAGUUCUCCAUAUGAAACGCCUGCCUUUCCCAGAAGAAUGGACUCCUUUUGUUUAAUAGGUGCCACACGCAGCCUUAGCCACCCCCCACCCCACCUUAUUCAGCCCUCUGUAUAUUUAUAUAUGCACGCCUGUGAACAUCAAGUGUCUCAGAGAUCUGAGAUCCUGUGUAAAGGUCCCCGGCCUCAGGUGCCCCCCCGGCCUCAGGUGCCCCCUGGCAGUGACACGGCCUGCCUCUCUCCUUCAUACCCGCUCACUGUGGAUGGUCCCCCGCCCCCCCCCUUUCCACUGACUGUCUUAAUAUUCAUAUUAUUUAACCACUAAAGAAGCCAAUGGAGGGACCGUUGCUCCAUGGGGAUUUCAAAUUUUAUUAUUUUUUUUUUUUGAGAUUUUUGCACUGUGCAUUCCUUAAUGUGAACUAUGAAGCAUUUCCAUCCUCUGGGCAACCAGAACUUUUAUACUGAAACGCAGAUUGAAGCAAAAAGAGCUGUUUUAAUUUAAUUCCAUUUCAUGAGUCGCCUCUCAUGCUCUACAACUAAUGUUCACGUCUUAAAGGGGCCGCCACACUUGAAGGUGUAAGCUUGGCGGCUUCUCGUGGCAUUUUCCUAAGGACAGAUUGCAGUGCUGGUCAGCAGGAAGACCAGAGGCUCUGGUGUCCAUUCUGCUGUGCUCCACCAGUCUCGUCACACUUUAUUCUGCCAUUACCGUGCCUUGCCUCCUGUUGCCUUGGUGAUGCCUUCUUGCUCAGUCUUUACCUCUGAGCCACAUGCUAAAGGUUUUUCCUUGGAACACUGUACUGGCUCAUAACUAUUUACUGCCUUCUGCCAUUGGUAGUUGUGUCUUAAAGCGACGGUGUAGACUUUCGACAGAGUAAUGCACUUACUGGGGUUGUCCACAAGACAAAGAUCUUACGUUUAAUGCAGUUGCAUUAGAUUGUGCGUUCGCAGGUUUAGUCAGUUUAUCUUUUUCAAGGUCAUUCCACUUUUUAAAAUUGAAUCAAAUUAAAAGAGGCCGGUGUUUGACGGCCUGUUAGCCUGUGGGUAGAUACUGGCUGCGCAGUGUAUUUGAUACUCAAAGUUCAGCGACGCUUACUUUUAAAGAACAACAAGUUGAUUGAAGUUGUAUACAGAAGUUGUAUACAGAGUUUCCAAAUGAAGUCUGUCUUGAAGUUCUGGUCCAGGACCAGUUGUUUCCGAAAAGGCAGGUGAAGCAAUAGCGUAUUUUAAAAUGAAGCAUUGUUUUGUCGGUGCUUCAUAGCAUGUAUGUAGGACAGUAUGCAGAGAGACUGUUAAUAACUUUGGUGUCAUGUUUGCUCAGAUCCAUGUUGCAGUUCUGUGUCAGGACCAUGGCAAAUAUUAACCAUAAACAACCAAAAAGCUAUGAUGUCACCACACCAGCAAAUGCUCCAUUCAUCUCUCACAUUCUAGCCAUGGAAAUAUGUGAUUGUACUGAAGCUUUACAUUCUCUUUUUAUACUUUGGACAGAAACUAACUGGAAGGAUGUACUAUAACUCGAUUGUAGCCUUACAACCACCUAUGCGGCCUUUCGUGAAUUCGCUACUGCUCAAAACGGGGUCCAGUGGUAGCAGCAGUCAGCGGAGCCGUGACGCGUUUGCUCGUCGGCUGAGUCGAGGCGUUGACCUGCAAGCCAUCUGUCUGUGCAUGGAGGAGAAAACACUCUGUGGCAGGGCAGACAUGCUCACCUGGGCUUGCUGGUGUGUGGGGCCACUUUGUUUCGAAUUAAAUAAGGACCAUGGGCAGCAUUCUGCCUGCUAGAUCCCACUUUUUGUAAAAUUGUUGUACGAUAGAACACAAAAAGUUAGUCAUUAUUAAUUAUGAGAGUUAUAAUCGGCCAGAACUAACAGAGACACUGUAUCUCUUUUCCGCCCUGCCAGCUGGGUUCCUUUGAGAGCAGUGAUUUGUCUCUUUGUAGUUGUUUAUAUGUAUGUUCUGUUUUUGUUCUGAUUAGUUUCUUUGUGUUGUUGUUAAUGAAUUAGCAACAUAAUCAUUACCUCUCCAAUGUAGACUUCCCAAGGCCAAUGGUCUCUGUCCUAAUUCUCUGAAUUCCGCCUCUUAAGUUGUUUUUAUUAUCGAUGCUGUAAAUAGCUAUGAAGACCAAAAUCCCUCACCAGUGUGCCUUUUGUAGGAACAGCCAUUAUUAACUGGAGCAUCAAACAAAAAUGGCAAAAAAGUCAUUGAAUUGUUCCCCAUACUGUUUUAUUACUGUCUGUUUUCACCUCUGUCGUCUUUGUGUACAGAAAAGAAUGUCUAUUUUGUACUGUUUUUCUCUUCUUUAUUAAAAGGGAAACAUCUGUUUGCCCAAUUUGU